Molecule: messenger RNA, 584 nt
Organism: Ostertagia ostertagi
Lineage: Eukaryota; Metazoa; Nematoda; Chromadorea; Rhabditida; Trichostrongylidae
Source: the annotation of a GenBank genome assembly
CCACCCAAUCAAACAAUAGAAGACUACUACGCAACGCUCUACGGCCAGCUUCAAAACGCAUCCGAAGGAGUGGAGACUAACAUUGCAAAUGGAUUCUUUUUGAACAAAAAAUACGCCAUCAAAAAGGACUAUGAAGAUAAAAUAAAGAAAAAAUUCGGUGCUAAAGUGCAGGCGCUGGACUUCAACAAGGCGUACGGUGCUGUCGAGGCUAUCAACGGUUUCGUGGACAAAAAUACAAAUGGCAAAAUUCAUGAAAUGGUUACCACAAACUCUAUCAAAGGUAUGCUUUGUCUACUGAUGACCUGGUACCGUGCUAUAAGGAAACGUGCAGAGGUUGAGCCAAAGAUAGAGUUCAUGAAUGUGUUCCGCGAAUAUCGGCUCUACGUAGAAGAUGCCGAGCUGCAGGUGCUGUCGCUGCGGUAUGUCGAUAGAUCCUACGCGCUCAACAUCUUCCUUCCUAAAACAAGGUUUGGCCUCAGUGAAAUCCAAUGGAAGCUCACUGGAGAUCGAAUCGAGAAGCUACUGUCAGAACUGGAUCAAGCCUAUGUAUCGGUAUGCAGCGCUCCUAGGUUGUGUGUUUUUCA